This is a messenger RNA of Kazachstania africana CBS 2517, 1680 nucleotides long. It is a transcript of the gene TCP1, whose product is annotated as chaperonin-containing T-complex alpha subunit TCP1. NCBI's taxonomy places the organism in Eukaryota, Fungi, Ascomycota, Saccharomycetes, Saccharomycetales, Saccharomycetaceae. Bases 1 to 1680 code for a protein of 559 amino acids. Gene Ontology annotation, molecular function: ATP binding; ATP-dependent protein folding chaperone; ATP hydrolysis activity. Gene Ontology annotation, cellular component: chaperonin-containing T-complex. The record is from RefSeq and is a predicted model, not a curated record. Gene Ontology annotation, biological process: protein folding. The transcript has a single exon.
AUGGCUCAAUUGUUCAAUAAUUCACGUUCAGAUACUCUUUUCCUGGGUGGUGAAAAAAUCAGUGGUGAUGAUAUUCGUAAUCAAAACGUUUUAGCUGCUAUGGCGGUGGCCAACGUUGUCAAAUCAUCACUUGGUCCAGUUGGUUUGGAUAAAAUGUUGGUGGACGAUAUUGGUGAUUUUACUGUCACAAAUGAUGGUGCCACCAUUUUAUCAUUGUUGGAUGUCCAGCAUCCAGCUGGGAAAAUUCUAGUUGAGUUAGCACAACAACAAGAUCGUGAAAUUGGUGAUGGGACCACUAGUGUUGUAAUUAUCGCAUCGGAACUAUUGAAGAAAGCUAACGAAUUAGUAAAAAAUAAGAUUCAUCCAACUACUAUCAUCACUGGUUACAGACUUGCGUUGAAAGAGGCGAUUCGUUUCAUCAACGAAGUUUUAUCAUUAAGUGUCGAAUCUUUAGGCAAAGAAACUUUAGUCAACAUAGCGAAGACAAGUAUGUCAUCGAAAAUUAUUGGUGCUGAUUCUGAAUUUUUUAGUAAUAUGGUUGUUGAUGCAUUAUUAGCUGUUAAGACUCAAAAUUCAAAAGGUGAGGUGAAAUAUCCUGUUAAAGCUGUGAAUAUCUUGAAAGCCCAUGGUAAGUCAGCUAAAGAUUCCAUGUUAGUACAAGGUUAUGCUUUGAACUGUACUGUGGCAUCUCAAGCCAUGCCUAAGCAUAUCUCAGGUGGUAAUGUUAAAAUUGCCUGUUUAGAUUUAAAUUUACAGAAAGCUCGUAUGGCCAUGGGUGUGCAAAUUAAUAUUGACGACCCAGAACAAUUAGAACAAAUUCGUAAGCGUGAAGCAGGCAUUGUAUUAGAAAGAGUCAAGAAGAUAAUUGAAUCAGGUGCACAGGUGGUUUUAACAACAAAGGGUAUUGAUGAUUUAUGUCUUAAAGAGUUUGCAGAGGCUAAGAUAAUGGCUGUCAGACGUUGUAAAAAGGAAGAUUUAAGAAGAAUCGCACGCGCUACUGGUGCUACAUUGGUCAGCUCCAUGUCUAACUUGGAAGGUGAUGAAACUUUUGAAUCUAGUUAUUUAGGAACAUGUCAAGAAGUUGUUCAAGCCAAAUUUUCUGAUGAUGAAUGUAUUUUAAUUAAAGGAACCGCAAAACAUUCUUCAUCAUCAGUGAUCUUACGUGGUCCAAACGAUUAUUCAUUAGAUGAAAUGGAACGUUCAUUACACGAUUCGUUAUGCGUUGUAAAGAGAACUUUAGAAAGCGGUCAUGUCGUUCCAGGUGGUGGUUGUGUGGAAGCUGCGUUGAAUAUAUAUUUAGACAAUUUUGCGACAACGGUUGGUUCACGUGAGCAAUUGGCAAUUGCAGAAUUUGCAUCUGCAUUACUGGUAAUUCCAAAGACAUUAGCUGUGAAUGCAGCAAAGGAUUCUAGUGAAUUGAUUGCAAAAUUGAGAUCUUACCAUGCGGCAAGUCAAUUAGCCAAACCGGAGGAUUCCAAAAAGAGGAAAUACAAGAAUUAUGGUUUAGAUUUGAUUAAGGGUAAGAUUGUUGAUGAAGUUCAUGCUGGUGUCUUGGAGCCAACUGUAAGUAAGAUCAAAUCAUUGAAGUCUGCAUUGGAAGCAUGCGUUGCGAUUCUUAGAAUUGAUACUAUGAUCAAUGUUGAUCCAGAACCUCCAAAGGAAGAUCCACAUGACCACUAA